CUUGAUCCCAUCGUUAUCGACUGGAACUGCGUUUUGCUGUGGCGCUGUGACUGAAGCGAUCCCUAAGAAGCACUAGCAAUACUCCAUUCUCGGUUAUAAAGCGUAUCAUCUACUCAUACUAUGAGCAGUACUCACCGGGUCGAGAGCACGCUCGGUACUCCGUGAAUUAUUGGAAAAGAUGCACGAGCGUGCGGCCGUCCUUGAUCAUACAACUAAAACCGUUUAUCUUUUGCUCGAAGAUGGUUCUGUCUUCUCGGGGAGACAUUUCGGCGCGGAGAAACCGGUCGAUGGUGAAAUUGUUGGUUCGAAUCGCGUCGAAUUUGGACGGCUGCUCUGGUGGUCGGUGAAAUUUGCGAAACGCCGAGCCACUGGCGGCAAUCGAAUACGCUGUCCAGCUGGAUGAAGAAACAAAACAUUCCAGGCAUAUACGAGAUCGAUACCAGAGCUCUGACAAAAAUCAUUCGCGAGAAAGGCACGAUAUUAGGCAGGAUCGUGUACGGACCGCCGAUUUCUAAUCCCGUUCCGUCGUUGAUCCCUCCGAUAGCCGAUCCGAACAAGAGAAAUCUGGUCGCGGAAGUGGUUCAGCCUAUACAAAGGACGUACAAUUCCGCUGGUUAUCCCCGCAUAUGCGUAAUAGAUUGCGGUCUAAAGUACAAUCAAUUGAGGUGCUUGAUUAGUCGAGGUGCUCGCGUGGACGUCGUGCCUUGGAAUUACGAUUUAAGCAAAGCCACUUACGAUGGCCUGUUCCUCAGCAAUGGACCCGGCGAUCCGAGCAUGUGCAAAACCACGGUGGAAAGUAUACGAUCCAUUCUGAAAUCGGAAACGCAGAAGCCGAUUUUCGGCAUCUGUUUGGGACAUCAGUUGCUCUGCAUCGCCGCUGGUUGCAUCACAUACAAGAUGAACUACGGGAACCGUGGUCACAAUCAACCGGUCACGCAUCACGGAACCGGUCGUUGUUACAUGACCUCGCAGAACCAUGGAUUCGCGGUCGAUGCGAAACAAUUACCAACUGAUUGGGAACCGCUCUUCACGAAUACCAACGACAACAGCAACGAAGGUGUCGUGCAUUCGACACUUCCUUAUUUCUCGGUUCAAUUUCACCCGGAGCACACUGCUGGCCCUCAAGAUCUUGAAUGCUUGUUCGAUGUAUUCCUAGAGGUGGUGGUCGACAUAGCAAACGGAGGGAAAUCAACCUCCGUGAAAGAAAGGCUGAACAGAAAAUUAAACUUCAACAUAGAGCAUAUAAUGGAUUUAUCUGUACGACCGAAGAAAGUGUUGAUUUUGGGAUCCGGUGGUCUCAGUAUCGGCCAGGCGGGUGAAUUCGACUAUUCUGGAUCGCAAGCGAUCAAGGCGUUGCGUGAAGAAUGCGUGCAAACGUUGCUGAUCAAUCCAAAUAUUGCGACUGUGCAAACAUCGAAAGGCAUGGCCGAUAAGGUCUACUUUCUGCCGAUUAUUCCGGAAUAUGUGGAACAGGUAAUACAAUCAGAGCGACCCGAUGGUGUUCUCUUAACAUUCGGUGGGCAGACUGCUCUCAAUUGUGGCGUCGAGCUUGAAAAGAACGGUAUAUUCAAGAAAUACAAUAUCAAAAUUCUUGGAACUCCUAUACAAUCAAUUAUAGAGACAGAAGAUAGAAAGAUCUUUGCAGAACGCAUCGCAGAGAUUAAUGAAAAAGUGGCGCCAAGUGCAGCGGCAUUAGACGCAGCCGAGACAUUGGGCUAUCCAGUAAUGGCCAGAGCAGCAUUUUCUCUAGGAGGAUUGGGCUCUGGUUUCGCGAACUCCAUGGAAGAGCUGCGAAACCUCGCGCAGCAAGCGUUCGCUCAUUCGAACCAAUUAAUUAUCGACAAAUCGUUGAAAGGCUGGAAAGAAGUGGAAUACGAAGUCGUUCGCGACGCCUACGACAAUUGUAUCGCCGUUUGCAACAUGGAGAACGUGGAUCCUCUUGGUAUUCAUACAGGAGAGUCGAUCGUCGUCGCUCCGAGUCAAACGCUGUCCAACAAAGAAUAUAACAUGCUUCGUACCACCGCUAUUAACGUAAUUAGACACUUUGGCAUUGUUGGCGAAUGCAACAUUCAAUACGCGCUCAACCCAAACACCGAGGAGUAUUAUAUAAUCGAAGUGAACGCCAGAUUAUCUCGUAGCUCCGCAUUAGCGAGUAAAGCGACCGGCUAUCCGCUGGCCUACGUCGCCGCCAAAUUGGCUCUUGGUAUUCCUUUGCCGCAUAUUCAUAAUUCCGUUACGGGGAAAACCACGGCUUGCUUCGAGCCCAGUCUCGAUUAUUGCGUGAUCGGCAGUUCAAUGAAAAGCGUGGGAGAGGUGAUGGCGAUCGGUCGGAAAUUCGAGGAAGCUUUUCAGAAAGCUUUGAGAAUGGUCGACGAGAAUAUCAACGGUUUCGAUCCUUACGUGAAAGCUCCGAACGACGAAGAAUUGGAAAAACCUACCGACAAGAGGAUGUUCGUUCUUGCAGCUUCCAUAAAGGCUGGAUAUACCAUCGAUCGAUUGUACGAUCUCACAAAAAUAGAUAGAUGGUUCCUACACAAGAUGAAAAAUAUUAUCGAUUAUUAUCUGGUAUUGGAAAACACAGAUCAUACGAAACUGUCGCACAAAGUUCUAUUACGAGCGAAGCAAAUUGGAUUUUCUGACAAGCAAAUAGCGGCCGUGGUUAAAAGCUCGGAGUUGGCUGUUAGAAUACAAAGACAGGAGAAUAAUAUACGACCGAUGGUGAAACAAAUAGACACGGUUGCUGCCGAGUGGCCGGCUACGACAAAUUAUCUUUAUUUGACGUAUAAUGGUACUACACACGACGUUGAAUUCCCUGGCGGUUACACGAUGGUUAUAGGAUCUGGAGUUUAUCGAAUCGGUAGUUCGGUAGAAUUUGACUGGUGCGCUGUCAGUUGUUUGCGGGAGUUACGAAACUUGGGAAGAAAAACGAUCAUGGUGAAUUACAAUCCGGAAACAGUUAGCACUGACUACGAUAUGAGCGAUCGAUUGUACUUCGAAGAGAUAUCGUUCGAAGUCGUAAUGGAUAUUUACGAUCACGAAUGUCCGGAAGGAAUAAUUUUAUCGAUGGGCGGUCAGCUGCCAAAUAACAUUGCUAUGAACCUUCAUAGGCAACAAGCUAGAAUUCUUGGAACUUCACCGGAAUCUGUCGAUGGGGCUGAAAAUCGUUUUAAAUUCUCUCGUAUGUUGGAUGGCAUUGGAAUUUCGCAACCUAGAUGGAAGGAGUUAACUAAUUUAAAAUCUGCUAUCGAGUUUUGCGAGGAAGUCGGUUAUCCAUGUUUAGUGCGUCCUUCUUACGUAUUGAGUGGUGCUGCAAUGAACGUGGCUCAUUCGAAUCACGAUCUCGAAUCGUAUUUAAAAAGCGCGAGUGAAGUGAACAAGGAGCAUCCAGUAGUUAUAUCGAAGUUUAUUCUCGAAGCGAAGGAGAUUGACGUCGACGCAGUUGCGUACGAUGGAAUUAUCCUUUGCAUGGCGGUAUCAGAACACGUGGAGAACGCUGGUGUUCAUUCGGGUGACGCUACUCUGGUCACACCACCACAGGAUAUCAACGCGGAAACACUGACGAAGAUCAAAAUGAUAUCCAAAGCUAUUGCUGCGUCUCUUGGUGUCACUGGUCCUUUCAAUAUGCAACUUAUCGCAAAGGAUAAUGAGCUAAAAGUCAUCGAAUGCAAUGUUCGAGUGUCGAGAUCUUUCCCGUUCGUGUCGAAAACUCUAGAUCAUAAUUUCGUGGCUAUGGCCACGCGAUUGAUCGUCGGAGAGACUGUAGAUCCAGUGGACGUACUUGCUGGAUGCGGCAAAGUCGGUGUCAAAGUACCACAAUUUUCUUUUUCGCGUCUUGCUGGAGCUGAUGUGAUGUUGGGUGUAGAGAUGGUAUCUACAGGGGAAGUAGCUUGUUUCGGAGACAAUCGGUACGAGGCUUACUUGAAAGGAAUGAUAAGCACCGGUUUUCACAUACCGCAGAAAGGCAUUCUGCUUUCAAUUGGAAGUUUUAAGCACAAAAUGGAAUUGUUACCCUCUAUUCGUAGUCUUCACAAAAUGGGAUAUAAAUUAUACGCCAGCAUGGGGACAGCAGAUUUCUAUACAGAGCACGGAGUGGAGGUGGAACCUGUGCAGUGGACCUUUGAGAAUAUCACUGUCAAUGAAGAUUCCAGCCCGAGUGAACUUCGACAUUUGGCUGACUUCCUUUCGAAGAAGCAGUUCGAUCUCGUUAUUAAUCUACCGAUGAGAAACGGCGGGGUGCGUCGUGUCUCCAACUUCAUGACACAUGGAUACAGGACGAGAAGGCUUGCUGUUGAUUACUCUGUUCCCCUAAUUACGGAUGUCAAAUGCGCGAAAUUACUCGUCGAGGCUAUGAGAAUGCUCGGCAGACGUGCACCUCGCAUGAAAACUCACACGGACUGUAUGUCAUCGCGAACGAUGAUCAAGCUUCCUGGUUUGAUCGAUAUUCACGUACACACGCGUGAUCCUGGCAGCAUCUACAAAGAAGAUUUCGCCUCUUGUACCGCUGCUGCUCUUGCUGGCGGUAUCACGAUUACUUUCGCGAUGCCCAACACAAAUCCUGCAGUCGUCGAUCAUCAAUCUUUCGCCUUGGCCAAAGAACGUGCUGUUUUGAAUGCCAGAUGCGAUUAUGCAAUUUACGUUGGUGCCUCGUCGGAUAAUUAUAACAUAACGCCCGAGUUAGCUCCAUUGGCAGCAGGUCUCAAAAUGUAUCUGAACGAGACAUUUACAACGCUUCGAUUAACCGAUCUGACCGUGUGGAUUAAACAUUUUCAAAGCUGGCCAAAGAAAUAUCCUCUUUGCGUUCACGCCGAGAGUCAAACGACAGCUGCGGUUCUUCUAUUGGCUGGCUUGCACAACAGGCCGAUACAUGUGUGUCACGUAGCUAGAAAAGAGGAGAUCCAAAUAAUACGCGCGGCCAAGGAAAAAGGGAUGGCAGUCACUUGUGAAGUGUGUCCUCAUCAUCUGUUUCUAUGUGUGGACGAUCUUGAACGCAUAGGGCCCGGUCGAGGUCAAGUAAGACCAAUAUUAGGAACCAAAGAAGAUCAACAAGCUCUUUGGGACAAUUUAGAUGUAAUCGAUUGUUUCGCAACAGAUCAUGCACCGCACACCGUGCAGGAAAAAUCAAGCGAGAAACCACCACCUGGAUUCCCCGGACUCGAGACAAUGCUUCCGCUCCUCUUGACCGCGGUUCAUGAAGGAAAAUUAACGAUCGAGGAUAUAAUAGACAAGCUCUACAGAAACCCAAAGAGGAUCUUCAAUGUGCCAGAUCAGCCAAAUACCUACGUUGAGGUUGACCUCGACGACGAAUGGGUUAUCCCUGAAGCGAUGCCGUUCAGCAAAUCGAAAUGGACCCCUUUCGCAGGAAUGAAAGUUCGCGGAUCGGUUCAUCGCGUAGUUCUUAGAGGAGAAGUGGCCUACGUCGAGGGACAAGUUCUGGUGAACCCUGGUUUUGGACAAGAUAUCAGAGAGGUGCAAGCAAAGAUGAAACCUCAAACAAUUCCGAAUGCCUUGAUGGUGGAUGUAGGAUGUCAGAGUCGACCAGGUUCGGCGUUAGAUGGCCUUUUGUCACCGAAUUAUGAGAAGUACAAUUACAACGAACGGGUAACGGACAUGUUGGAGGAGGAGCAGAAUAGUAUGGAAAUUUGUUUCGAUGAAAAUAAUAUUCGUCACUCAGAAGAUAGCAUUUGGAAAAAAGACAUGUAUGCGCAAAAUUGCAUAUCGAAUAAAACGAACGUUCACUUCGCUCUAGACAUAGAUUCCCGCGAGCACGUGAAACUUCUGACAACAACUCAACAACGCACCAUCUCUCCACUUCCUAUUAGCAAUGCAACGAAAUACAAGAGCGACAGUAAUCCAAAUCUUCAACUGGCUGCUGUGCCAUCGGUCGGUUCGAUUCACACUAGCCACAAUAUAAUCGGUCACGAUAUUCUGACAGUGGACAUUUUCAACAAAGAACUACUGAAAGACAUCUUCAAUCUUGCGGAAUCUCUUCGCAACGCUGUUAGGAAGGAACGGCCACUGGAUUAUAUCCUGCGGGGAAAAGUGAUGGCAUCAAUUUUCUACGAGGUUAGUACGAGAACCUCUUGCAGCUUUGCGUCUGCGAUGGAACGACUCGGAGGUCGAGUGAUAUACAUGGAUGGUACAACGUCGUCUGUGAAGAAGGGAGAAAGCUUGGAAGGUUUGCAGUCUUACAUGAUCAGAAAUGAAAUUUUGACUUUACGUUGUAACAUAAGUUUGACACAGAAUUUUGUUACAGAUUCGGUAACAGUAAUGGCUGGUUAUGCGGAUGUGGUUGUUCUUCGACAUCCUGAACCUGGCGCUGUUGCGAGAGUUGCACAACAGUGCAGAAAACCUUUUGUGAACGCCGGCGACGGUAUAGGAGAACAUCCAACUCAGGCCUUGCUCGAUAUUUUCACCAUAAGAGACGAGAUCGGUACGGUAAACGGGUUAACGAUCACUAUGGUCGGCGAUUUGAAACAUGGUCGAACAGUGCAUUCGCUCUCAAGAUUAUUGACAUUGUACAAUGUCGAACUUCGUUACGUGUGCCCUCCUGGCCUUAAUAUGCCUGAACAUGUGGUGAAGUACGUGUGCGAACGCGGAAUAUCUCAGGAACAAUUCAGCACCCUGGAGGACGCUCUCCCUGAUACGGACGUUCUUUACAUGACACGUAUUCAGAGAGAACGUUUCGCUACACAAGAGGAGUAUAAUAAGGUUUGUGGACAUUUCGUAAUAACACCGCAGUUGAUGUCACGCGCUAAGAGGAAGAUGGUCGUGAUGCAUCCCUUACCACGAGUGAACGAGAUCAGUACAGAAUUCGAUAUGGAUCCACGUGCAGCUUACUUCCGGCAAGCUGAGAAUGGCGUCUACGUUCGAAUGGCUCUGUUAGCAAUGGUUCUUGGUCGUGCAUGACACAUUCUAGCAUGAAAACCAUGUUGAUUUACUCGGUCAAGAUCAACUGGAUUUUCAGAACCAAGUAAUGACCAGAACAAGUAAUGACGUGUGAAAAAGAAAACGAGACGUUCCCGAUCGCAUUUUCAAUUAGACUGUGAUUCGCAUAAUACUGUUCUUCUUUUCUUUUCUUUUUUCU
Heterotrigona itama is the source of this 7084-nucleotide messenger RNA. The record is from the annotation of a GenBank genome assembly. Lineage: Eukaryota; Metazoa; Arthropoda; Insecta; Hymenoptera; Apidae.